AUGAUCUCUUCAGUUCUAUUGGGUCGCUUGACCCCAGAGGAGACAAAUGCGUUCGACCGGCCGCAAUGCCUUCCUGGUACACGAACUGCCGCGCUUUCCGCAAUCCUGGAAUGGACAUUAUCGGAUACAGACCAGAACACGUUCUGGCUAUAUGGUGUUGCAGGAUCCGGGAAGAGCACGGUUAGCACGACUAUUGCCGGACACUUCCGUGGUAUUGCUCGCCUUGCCGCCUUUCUGUUUUUCCAGCGCGAAAGGAGUGAUCCCGGUGCCGUUAUUCGGACCCUUGCUUACAAGCUUGCCUCAUUUGAUGCCUCGUUGGCGAAAUACAUCAUCGAAGCAAUAGAAGAAGACAACGACAUUGCUCUAGCUCCAGCAGAGAUCCAAUUCGAGAAACUUCUUCGUGAUCCACUUAUGGCUGCCAAAGAUGAUAUGAAGGGGCUCAUGGUUAUUGUACUCGAUGCAUUGGAUGAAUGCGGUACAGAGAAAACACGACGGACCCUAGUGGAGACCUUUCGGAAAGGACUUCCGGAGCUUCCAAAGAAUUUUAGGUUCCUCAUCACAAGCAGGAAAGAACCGGACAUCGACCAAGCCUUCUCUUUGCGACCCGAUCGCGUUUGUGCUUUUGAACUGGAAUACGAUUCGGAAAGCUGUAGGAAUGAUGUGCUUUGCUAUCUCGAUCAUGCGUUGCGUAAGGUGUUUACGAUUAGGACGUUGCCAAUUCCAGAUGACUGGCAACUAAAGAUGAGCCGUCUUGCUACAGCGGCAGCGGGACUUUUCAUCUGGGCAUCAACAGCAGUGAAGUUGGUGGAUUGCGACAAUCCAGCCCCCAAACUAACAAAUUUGGUAUAUCAAUCGCAGCGUCUCUCUGGCCUCGGAAAACUUUACAACUCAAUUCUUAUAAGCUCAGGCGUUUCCUUCGAGGAUGAAUCAUCUAAGGUUCGCUUCGCACAAGUCUUCGGCCUCAUCCUUCUCAGUAGGAUCCCGCUCUCCGAUAAUACGAUCGACGAGCUUCUGGGAUUUUCGAGUGACGAACCGUCGAGGCUGAUCCUAUCGCGUUUACAAUCUGUACUUGUAUUUACUCGAGGAGCACCCGUCCGCUUCUGCCAUGCAUCAUUCCGCGAUUAUUUAUUAUCACCAGAGCGCAAGAGCGAUCCGUGGCUGAUAGAUUUCGAGUCUCAAAAGAUGUUCAUCGCCUCCCGAUGCUUCGAAGUUUUGAGGGGCGGGCUCCGCUUCAACAUAUGUGGCUUACAGUCAUCAUAUAUUCCUAACGAUCAGAUUCCGGGUCUUCCGGAUCGUAUCACGGCGAAUAUUCCUCCGCACUUGGAGUACGCUUGCCUCUUCUGGACUGAACACCUACGCGACGCUGCAUUUUCACCUGAGUUACUGAACGAGCUGAAGGGUUUCCUCUAUAAUCGUUUGCUUUAUUGGCUUGAGGUGAUGUGCUUCCAGAGAAAAGCUAGUCCAACACUUACUCAUGCUAUGACCUGGCUCUCGUCACACGAUGCUGAUACCCUGGUGUUCCUAAAGGAUGCACGCAGAAUAAUUACACAAUAUUUAUCGCUCAUUUCGGAAUUUACAACACAUAUCUAUGUUUCUAUUCUCCCGCUAGAAUCAAAAGAUUCACGAGUCAUGUCUCACUACUGGAAGCAGACUUUUCCUCUUGUGCAAGUAGAUCGAAGAGGCAUCAAACAACACUCGCCACUUUUAAAAAAGCUCACGGGACAUGUAAGAGAUGUCAAAUCCGUUGCAUUCUCUUCUGAUGGCACCCGCGUUGCCUCCGGCUCCGACGAUUACACAAUCCGAGUUUGGGAUGCCGAAAGUGGGCGGGUCAGCUCUGAACCUCUUGAAGGACACACAGAUCGGGUCCUGUCUGUUGCCUUCUCGUCUGAUUGUGCACGAAUCGUCUCUGGAUCUGCUGACAAGACUGUCAGAAUCUGGGAUGUCAAGAGCGGACAGAUCGUAUCUGGGCCUUUACAGGGGCAUUUAGGCUGGGUCUGGUCCGUUGCAUUCUCGCCGGAUGGGGCACACGUUGUCUCCGGCUCUAGAGACAAUACUAUCAGGAUCUGGGACGUUGAAAGCGGCAGAGACGUACACGAGCCCCUUAAAGGGCACACGGAUACAGUCCGAUCCGUCACGUUCUCGCCGGACGGCAAACAUAUCGCUUCUGGCUCUGAUGACUACACAAUCAUAGUCUGGGACAUUAAGACUCGACGAGCCAUCUCGCAGCCCUUUGAAGGGCACAAGGGUGGCGUCAAUUCAGUUAGCUUCUCGCCUUGCGGGAAAUGCAUUGCAUCUGGCUCUGAUGAUGAAACCAUUGUGAUAUGGAGUAUUGACAGUGGAAAACCUACUCUUGAGCCGUUUCGAGGGCAUUCACAGAGGGUAUGGUCUGUUGUUUUCUCUUCAGAUGGAACACGUAUUGUCUCUGGUUCUAAUGACAGAACAAUUCGAAUUUGGGAUGCCGAAACUGGAUGUGUCGUAUCCGAGAUCCUUGAAAUGCACACACCGAUUAUACGAUCUGUUGCAUUUUCUCCUGACGGAACCCGCGUUGUCUCAGGCUCUGAUGACGACAUGGUCCGAAUUUGGGACUCUGAAAGUGAACAGGCUGUUUCUGGACAGUUCGAGGGACAUACAGAUGAUGUGAACUCCGUCACCUUCUCACCCGAUGGGAGGUGCAUCGCAUCCGGCUCUAGCGAUAACACGAUCCGAAUUUGGGACGCUGUAAACGGACGUCCUGUUUCUGGACCUUUCGAAGGGCACUCGUCGAGAGUUUGGUCUGUUGUCUUUUCGCCGGACGGAAGGCGUAUCGCGUCUUGCUCUAGUGAUCGUACGAUACGAAUAUGGGACACUGAAAGUGGGCAAGCCAUCAGUGCACCUUUUGAAGGGCAUGAAGAUACAGUCUGGUCCGUCUCCUUCUCUCCGGACGGGGAAAGCGUUGUAUCCGGCUCUGACGAUAAAACACUUCGUAUCUGGGAUAUUGAGAGCGGUCGGACUGUCUCUGGCCCAUUUAAGGAACAUACCCAGAGUGUCAACUCCGUCGCUUUCUCACCUGACGGGAGGUGCGUUGCCUCAGGCUCGUACGACAGAACAAUUAUACUUUGGGACGUCGGGAGUGGGGGGAUCAUUUCUGGGCCGUUAGAGAAGCACACGGGCUGGGUUUGUUCAGUUGCUUUCUCGCCCGAUGGGGCACGCAUUGCAUCCGGUUCUGGUGAUAAAACAAUCAUAAUCUGGGAUGUCAAGACUGGGCAGCCCAUAGCUGGGCCUUUCGAAGGACAUACUAAUCUCGUCAGGUCAGUUGCUUUCAGCCCUGAUGGUGCUCUUGUUGUCUCCGGCUCCGAGGAUAGUACGUUACUAGUCUGGGACGUUGAGAGCGGACGUGCGAUUUUUGCGCCUUUUGGCAAUCAUAUGGACUUGGUCCGCUCUGUCGCUGUUUCACCUGACGGAUGUCGUGUUGUCUCUGGCUCUAGAGAUCGUACAAUCAAAGUGUGGAAUAUAGAGAGUGAGAAAAUAUCUUCAAUAUAA
Molecule: messenger RNA, 3519 nt
Organism: Fomitiporia mediterranea MF3/22
Lineage: Eukaryota; Fungi; Basidiomycota; Agaricomycetes; Hymenochaetales; Hymenochaetaceae
Product: WD40 repeat-like protein
Exons: 2
Coding region: 1-3519 (1172 amino acids)
Molecular function (GO): protein binding
Source: RefSeq, a predicted model, not a curated record